Messenger RNA from Schistosoma mattheei, 831 nucleotides. Lineage: Eukaryota; Metazoa; Platyhelminthes; Trematoda; Strigeidida; Schistosomatidae. The record is from the annotation of a GenBank genome assembly.
AUGCCAAUACGUAAGGAUAUUGAAACACUAACAAAAUCUCCCGUCCACAUCGUUGUGGGGACUCCUGGUCGUAUUCUGGAUCUAGUGAGGAGUAAAACAUUAAAGCUACAACAUGUCAAACACUUCAUCAUUGAUGAAUGUGAUAAAAUGCUGGAUACGCUCGAUAUGCGGCGUGAUGUUCAAGAAAUAUUCCGCAUGACUCCACAUCAAAAACAAGUCAUGAUGUUUAGCGCAACCAUGAGCAAAGAAAUACGCCCUGUUUGCAGAAACUUCAUGCAAGACCCGUUGGAAAUAUUUAUCGAGAAUGACUCGAAGUUGACUUUGCAUGGUCUACGACAGCAUUAUGUUAAAGUCAAGGAAAAUGAGAAAAACAGAAAGCUCUUUGAGCUUCUUGAUGAACUGCAGUUCAACCAGGUUAUAAUCUUCGUCAAAUCCGUUCAACGAUGUAUGGCUUUGGCUCAGUUACUGGUCGACCAGAACUUCCCUGCGAUUGCAAUGCACCGUAAUAUGGCUCAGGAAGAACGUUUGGAACGUUACCAAGCAUUUAAGAACUUUCAGAAACGUUUACUAGUGGCUACCAAUCUCUUCGGUCGAGGUAUGGACAUUGAACGUGUCAAUAUCGUCUUCAACUAUGAUAUGCCAGAAGAUUCUGACACCUACCUUCACAGAGUUGCUCGAGCUGGUCGUUUCGGAACUAAAGGAUUAGCCAUAACCUUCAUAUCAGAUGAAGUCGACGCGAAGGUACUCAAUGAAGUACAAAAUCGUUUUGAAGUUAAUAUCAGCGAGCUUCCUGACGUUAUGGAGAUAUCCAGCUACAUGGAGGACCGAUAA